Messenger RNA from Rhinichthys klamathensis goyatoka, 3556 nucleotides. RefSeq names its product intercellular adhesion molecule 5 (gene icam5). The record is from RefSeq and is a predicted model, not a curated record. The transcript has 14 exons. The coding region runs from base 47 to 3475 and encodes 1142 amino acids. Gene Ontology annotation, biological process: cell adhesion. Gene Ontology annotation, molecular function: integrin binding. Lineage: Eukaryota; Metazoa; Chordata; Actinopteri; Cypriniformes; Leuciscidae.
GACUCCAGACAGUGUGUCCAUCAGCACUGUGAAUCACACCGGACCAAUGAUGGAGGGAAACCAGUAUGAGCUCCAGUGUGACGUUCUCAAUGUGGCUCCUGUUCAGAAUCUCACUGUCAACUGGUACAAAGGACAGACUCUGGUGGAUCAAACCAUCUUCACUGACACCAUCAUAACUCCAGUCAGUAAAACAUCUAAACUCCUGAUCCGUCCAGACAGAGCUGAUGAUGGAGCUCAGUACUGGUGUGAAGCAAAGCUGGAACUGGGAGAAGAAGGACCUCAACCUCCUCCAACAGCCCCGUCAAAACAUCUCAACAUUACUGUUUAUUUUAAACCGAUCAUCGAUGAGACCAAACUACCCUCCAAAGUGCCUGUGUUUCCAGGAUAUCCAGGGGUGAUUGUUUGUGAAGCCGAGGGAAACCCAAAACCAACAAUCAGCUGGAGUGUCAACACAACUGAUAUAGUUUAUAGUGAAACUCUUACUAUAACAGAAUCAACAUCUGAGGAUCUGCACUGCAUUGCAAACAACUCUGUUAGCACCACCAUCAGACGUGUAAAAGUGUCCAUACAAGACGGCGACUGUCCAAUUCAGCUCAACCCACAGAGAGUUAUUGUGAAGUUCGGCAGUCCUGUUUCAGCCGACUGCAGCACUUCUGUCCCGCAUAAAGAGAUGGGAUGGGAAGCCAGUGAGGGAUCAGUGCCCAUGAGCAAAGACAGUCUGAUCACAUGGAGAGUGUCAGAACUGAGAGAAUGGGACAUAGCACCAUUCUGCUACAUAAACCAUAAGAAACAGUGUGAAAUUACUCUCCCAGUGACUAUUUACAAGACUCCAGACAGUGUGUCCAUCAGCACUGUGAAUCACACCGGACCAAUGAUGGAGGGAAACCAGUAUGAGCUCCAGUGUGACGUUCUCAAUGUGGCUCCUGUUCAGAAUCUCACUGUCAACUGGUACAAAGGACAAACUCUGGUGGAUCAAACCAUCUUCACUGGCACCAUCAAGACUCCAGUCAGUAAAACAUCUAAACUCCUGAUCCGUCCAGACAGAGCUGAUGAUGGAGCUCAGUACUGGUGUGAAGCAAAGCUGGAACUGGGAGAAGAAGGACCUCAACCUCCUCCAACAGCCCCGUCAAAACAUCUCAACAUUACUGUUUAUUACGACUGCCCCAUUUCCUUCAACCCUCCUGAGGUGGUGGUUCAAUAUGAAGCUUCAUUCUCAGUGAACUGCUCCACUAUCAUGACAGAUGAUUUUGACUUGAGUUGGGAGCCAUCUAAUAGAUCACUGGAAAACAUUGGAAAAAUCUCCCAAAGUGGUAAUGUGACAAACUGGGAGAUGCAGCUAACUUGUCACAUUUUCUCUAAUGAAACCCAGUGUUCACAGAAUCUCUCAUUUAUCGUUUACAAGACUCCAGACAGUGUGUCCAUCAGCACUGUGAAUCACACCGGACCAAUGAUGGAGGGAAACCAGUAUGAGCUCCAGUGUGACGUUCUCAAUGUGGCUCCUGUUCAGAAUCUCACUGUCAACUGGUACAAAGGACAGACUCUGGUGGAUCAAACCAUCUUCACUGACACCAUCCAUACUCCAGUCAGUAAAACAUCUAAACUCCUGAUCCGUCCAGACAGAGCUGAUGAUGGAGCUCAGUACUGGUGUGAAGCAAAGCUGGAACUGGGAGAAGAAGGACCUCAACCUCCUCCUGAAGUCACAUCAGAUCCUCUCCGCAUUACUGUUUAUUUUAAACCGAUCAUCGAUGAGACCAAACUGCCCUCCAAAGUGCCUGUGUUUCCAGGAUAUCCAGGGGUGAUUGUUUGUAAAGCCGAGGGAAACCCAAAACCAACAAUCAGCUGGAGUGUCAACACAACUGAUAUAGUUUAUAGUGAAACUCUUACUAUAACAGAAUCAACAUCUGAGGAUCUGCACUGCAUUGCAAACAACUCUGUUAGCACCACCAUCAGACGUGUAAAAGUGUCCAUACAAGACGGCAACUGUCCAAUUCAGCUCAACCCAGAGAGAGUUAUUGUGAAGUUCGGCGGUCCUGUUUCAGCCGACUGCAGCACUUCUAUCCCGCAUAAAGGAUUGGGAUGGGAAGCCAGUGAGGGAGCAGUGCCUAUGAGCAAAGACAGUCUGAUCACAUGGAGAGUGUCAGAACUGAGAGAAUGGGACAUAGAGCCAUUCUGCUACAUAAACCAUAAGAAACAGUGUGAAAUUACUCUCCCAGUGACUAUUUACAAGACUCCCGACAGUGUGUCCAUCAGCACUGUGUAUCACACCGGACCAAUGAUGGAGGGAAACCAGUAUGAGCUCCAGUGUGACGUUCUCAAUGUGGCUCCUGUUCAGACUCUCACUGUCAACUGGUACAAAGGACAGACUCUGGUGGAUCAAACCAUCUUCACUGACACCAUCAAGACUCCAGUCAGUAAAACAUCUAAACUCCUGAUCCGUCCAGACAGAGCUGAUGAUGGAGCUCAGUACUGGUGUGAAGCAAAGCUGGAACUGGGAGAGGAAGGACCUCAACCUCCUCCAACAGCCCCGUCAAAACAUCUCAACAUUACUGUUUAUUAUGAGCCAAAAAUUAAACAUUGUAAGGACUGGUCUCCAACGACAGGGGCCUCCUUAGAUUCAUAUCCAAAUUCAUAUUCUCUUGUUGGUAACCCUUAUCCAGACAUUUCUUGGAGACGCAAAUCAUCACUAGGCCAACUCAGUGUUUCUAUACUUCUUAACACAUAUGAUUCUGACCAAUAUGAAAUCACUGCCAGUAAUGACCAAGGCAAUUCCACGUGUAUCAUAAACAUCACAGUGGAGUACCCUCCAAAGCUGAACUGCAGUGAGAGCUACGAAGUAAAAGAGAAAACACCCUUCCAACAUCCUUGUGUAGCUAAUGGAUUACCAAAGCCUGAUGUCUCCCUCCACAAAAAUGGAAAACUUAUCGCGCUUCCCUAUUAUCCCAAAUGGAAUGAUAGUGGCUGGUAUCAAUUAACUGCAAGUAACAAACAUGGAACUGUGAAUUCAACAUUCGUUCUAACUAUCCUGUAUGCUCCAGUGUUGCAUGCCAGCCAAGACAAGUUUGAUGUGGUUGAAGACAGCAAUAUAACCCUAGAGUGCGAUUCGACUGGUAACCCAGAGCCUAAAAUGUCGUGGAGCUUUAAAAAUGAGAUCAUCUCCACUGGGAGGCGCCGCAUCAUCUUUAACAUCAAGAGAGCCACGUCUACCAGUGCAGGGGUUUAUACAUGCAGUGCCUCGAAUCAAUUUGGACGUCAGGACAAGACCUUCGAAGUGAACAUAAGAGGCAACUCUCCAAACUACAUUACAAUUGUUAUAGCGGUGAUAAUUGCACUGCUUGUUAUUAUAAUCAUCGCAUUACUUAUCUAUCUGUGGAUAAGGAAACAAUCAAGUGGAAGUUAUCAAGUACAGCCUGCAGUGAAGCAGUAUGAAAUGCAACCGUUAAGCAAUGGAGCAAAUGCUAACAUUGAACAAAGAUGAUAUUGCCUAUUGAACAUAAUUCAGAUUACAUACGUUCAAUAAAAACGGGUGGGCUAUCUAUCCCCCAGUUUCACAGACAAG